AUGCUCACCAAAAGCCUAGUUGGUCUCGCCUCGAUUGCUAGUGCGAUACUUAUCAUCGGCGCACUGAGCUUGAUCGCUUACAUCUACAACGAUUUCAGCGAGUUCUAUGACAAAGCACAGCUAGAACUAAGCGAUUUCAAGAUGCAUGCUGAUAAUGCCUGGGAACAAAUGGUGGUUUCUAUGGAAGGUCACCAAAUUCGGGACACUCGUGCUGUGAAGGUGAAGAAGAUACGUCGUAAGAAGAAGCAAAGUGCUUCUUAUGAUGGAGGCGAUACUUCCGAUGGAGGAAGCUCAUCCUGCAACUGCGCCCCAGGACCAGAAACAUGCCCGCCAGGACCACCUGGACCUCCUGGUGAACCUGGAACGCCAGGAGAGGACGCUUUUCCUGGACAGAAUGGAAAUCCCGGACUUGAAGGAAUUUCGAAUACGGGAGCAGGCGAUACCGGAGGCUAUGACGGUGGAAGUGCGUGCAUAACAUGCCCAGCAGGUCCUCCAGGACCACCUGGAAGCGAUGGACCC
Molecule: messenger RNA, 519 nt
Organism: Cylicostephanus goldi
Lineage: Eukaryota; Metazoa; Nematoda; Chromadorea; Rhabditida; Strongylidae
Source: the annotation of a GenBank genome assembly